Messenger RNA from Eublepharis macularius, 2268 nucleotides. RefSeq names its product taspase 1 (gene TASP1). Gene Ontology annotation, biological process: protein maturation. Lineage: Eukaryota; Metazoa; Chordata; Lepidosauria; Squamata; Eublepharidae. Gene Ontology annotation, molecular function: threonine-type endopeptidase activity. The transcript is spliced from 14 exons. The record is from RefSeq and is a predicted model, not a curated record. Bases 195 to 1457 code for a protein of 420 amino acids.
GCGGCCCGGCAGGUGAAGGCGCGGCGGGGCCUGGGCGAGCCGAGAGCCGCCCCGCCCACCCAGCCCACCCGAGCCGGCCCAGGCGCUUGGCUGCGGGGGAAGAGGAAGGCGCGGAACUCCAGGGAGAGUGCUCCGCUGUGCUUUCCUGUGGACGGAAGCAUGCUGUCUUCUACUGAAGAUGGUAGCCUCAAAGUAUGAUCAUGGAAAAAGGGAUAAGCUCAGUAGAAGUUUUACCCUCCAGAUCCUCUCCUGCAGCCUCAGUAAGGGUGGCGGUGAAAGAACAUGAAACGAAGCAAACUCAGAAAGUGAGACGGGUGGGAUUUGUACUUGUACAUGCAGGUGCAGGGUAUCAUUCUGAAUCCAAAGCCAAAGAAUAUAAGCAUGUGUGCAAACGAGCUUGUCGCAAGGCAAUUGAAAAACUACAGGCUGGUGCCCUUGUAACAGAUGCAGUGACUGCCGCUCUGGUUGAACUCGAGGAUUCGCCCUUUACAAACGCAGGAAUGGGGUCUAAUCUAAACCUUUUGGGUGAGAUAGAAUGUGAUGCUAGUAUUAUGGAUGGAAAAUCACUAAAUUUUGGAGCAGUUGGAGCGCUCAGUGGAAUCAAGAACCCUGUUUCUGUUGCAAACAGAUUGUUGUGUGAAGGGCAGAAGGGGAAACUCUCCGCUGGCAGAAUUCCACCUUGUUUUUUGGUUGGUGAAGGAGCCUUCAGAUGGGCAGUAGAUCACGGGAUACCAGCCUGUCCUCCAGGUGUCAUGGCUACAAGACUAAGCUUAGCAGCUUUCAAGAGGAAUAAGAGGAAACUGGAAUUGGCUGAAAAGGUGGAAACGGAUCUUUUUCAGUUGAAGAAAAGACGACAAUCAAGUGAAAAGGAGAAUGACUCAGGGACACUGGACACUGUCGGUGCCGUUGUUGUCGACCAAGAAGGAAACGUCGCUGCUGCCGUCUCCAGUGGAGGCUUAGCCUUGAAGCAUCCUGGAAGAGUUGGUCAGGCAGCUCUGUAUGGAUGUGGUUGCUGGGCUGAAAAUACGGGAAUUCAGAAACCUUAUUCUACAGCUGUGAGUACCUCAGGUUGUGGAGAGCACCUUGUACGGACCUUACUGGCCAGAGAAUGUUCGUGUGCUUUGCAGAAUGAAGAUGCUCAUCAGGCUCUGCUUGAAACUAUGCAAAACAAGUUUAUUAGUUCACCUUUCCUAGCGAAUGAGGACGGUGUCCUUGGAGGAGUGAUCGUUCUGAGAUCUUGUCCGUGUUCUGCAGAGCCCAGCUCUUCCCAGGAUAAGCAGUCCCUGCUAGUGGAGUUCCUGUGGAGUCAUACGACAGAGAGCAUGUGUGUGGGGUAUAUGUCAGCCCAGGAUGGGAAAGCUAAGACUCACAUUUCAAGGCUUCCCCCCGGAGCAGUGGCAGGGCAGUCAGUGGCCAUUGAAGGAGGGGUUUGUCGGCUGGAGAGCCCACUGAGCUGAAUAGCUCUUCACCUGGUCAACCGAGAGAGCGCGCAGUGCCGUUUUGUAUCAUAAGCUGCUUUUUGUGUUUUAACAGACGUUGAGGGUUUGACUUUUGUUUAUAUUCCCCGUUGCAACCACGUGCGCCCUGACUUGAAACCAGUGCUGCUGUAGCUUUAUAUUCUUACACUCUGUGUGAAAGUAUGCAGAUUUGUCUCCUGGUGGAAUAGAGAGGCUAUUCCCAGUUGUGCACGGAAAGAUAAUAUAGGAAUAAUUUAAAUGUUUAAAAAGUAUUUUUAUGUGUUAAUUGAUUAGCAUACAAGAUGGUAAUGCCCUGAAAUCACAAGAGGAAAAUACAGGCUUCAGAGCUAAAUGGAAUACAAAAGCGGUUGACUUUGAGUUACGUUUUUUAAUGGUUUUGGUGGGCCCAGGAGUAACUCAAACACAUUCUUCUCUCCCAGGUAUCGGAGCCUCCUUUCGUAAGGUGUUUUCCCCCCCUUCUUGACAAAGAUUGGUUGGUUUCAGUGAAACAAUCUAGGGCAGGGUUAUGACCUGGCUUUUUUUGGUUUGUAGUUACUCAAUUGGUGGUUCUUUUCCAGCUUAAAUGUUCCAUAGCUUCAAGCUGUUACGUAUCAUGAAUGGCUCUGUAAAGAUAAUGUGUAGUCAUAAAGUCUUUACUUUGUGUAUAAUGGAAUAUUAGAAUGUAAAUAAGAAGAAAGUUUAUGGAAAGAGUCAAUAUUCUUUGGUUUAAAUAUAUUUUUAAGAGAAUGAUGCAGAAAUAAACAUGCUAAUUGCUGGCUGAAUAAUGUAACGUAUUAAAUUGAGGAUCCGG